AUGGCUCAUUACUCUCCAGAAAUUUAUCACGAAAGACAAAGGUUAUGGCUAUGUGGACAGCAUGCUGUCAAUAGCUUGCUUCAGGCGGAAGUCUAUACUAAAUCUGAUAUGGACAAAAUAGCAGAAACUCUGAACAUAAGAACAGACGUCGAGGCUAGAUCAUGGCUAUCUUAUUACAUAAACCCCCACAAAAGCAUAAUUAUCGGUAAUUAUGAUGUUAAUGUGAUAAUAGAGGCACUGAGUGAACAAGGAUUAGAGACGCGAUGGUUUGAUGUCAGAAAGGACAUUCGCACAGAUAUCCAGUUCACCGAUCGAACGCUUUUUGGCUUGAUACUCAACACGCGAACAGAAUUCUUGUGCUUUCCACGGCACCAUUGGAUUGCUAUUAAGCCUAUUUUCGGAGAAGAAACACAUACAGUAUACAAUCUAGAUUCUAGAUUGACCAGACCCAAAUCGUUUGAUAAUGAGGAGGCGGUAUACAGUUUCUUGGAGAAAGCUAUCCAUCACGAAGGCGGUCAGCUGCUCGUAGUCAAAAUCAAACAGGAACAUUCUGGCAGUGAUAAUGAACUAACCGAUCGCCACGGGUCUACUACUAUUGACAAUCAUUAG
Messenger RNA from Paraglomus occultum, 609 nucleotides. The record is from the annotation of a GenBank genome assembly. Lineage: Eukaryota; Fungi; Glomeromycota; Glomeromycetes; Paraglomerales; Paraglomeraceae.